AUGCCUUACCUAACCGCCCUACCUGCCAAGGAAUUCGAGACGAACGAGAAAGUCGAGUGGUCAAUCUCCUGCUCUAGAUCACUCCACGCUUUGCCGGUCCCAGAUAUGACUCAGACACAUUCUGCCUUGAAUUCAGAAUCACCCUCUAUCAAUGCGUUCUCUUCUACCGUAUCUAAAUCCAAGACUGUUCAACCUAAUUCUUUCCAAAUUCCAUAUCUUUCUCCUGGCUCGGCUCCUCGGAGUAAUGUGAAUUCGUGGAAAUCAGUAUAUCUACGAGCGCUUGAUGCCAUUGUAGAGCCGCGGGGUUCAGCCCCUAGUUCCUCAUCACACUCAAGUGGAGACAGCUCAAAUUUAAAUUUCACAAAGUUUUCUGUCCAGCGAGAUUCUGCUUUAGAGGAACAAAGAAGAUUGUCUGGUAUGGGGCAGCGCAUGCCAUUUGUGACAAAAGCAGAUUUAACUGGAUUGAAAACUAAUAUUUCUCGAAAGUUUAGCACACAUAACUCGCUCUUUGACGUAACAAAGGCAAGCUAG
Molecule: messenger RNA, 531 nt
Organism: Protopolystoma xenopodis
Lineage: Eukaryota; Metazoa; Platyhelminthes; Monogenea; Polystomatidea; Polystomatidae
Source: the annotation of a GenBank genome assembly